AUGCAGCCGGCACCUGGUGGUGAGAAAGAUCUCGAUGCUUGGUAUAGGGAAGAACAUAACGAGCAAAUGUCUAAAGAACCGGGAUACAAACGGACGACACGAUAUAGCCCGCUCUUCCAAACACGUAAUAUUGGGAAGCCGAGUGGCUUGGAUUUUGUUGCUUUCCAUCAAUUUGGGGAGGGUCACAAGAUCGGUACAGAAGUAGAGCCAUUGGAACCUAUGUCGAAUUGGACGAAGAGGGCCAUGAACAAUUGCACGUCGAUUGAUGCGGCGGUCUAUCGUAAGAAGCCCAGGGAUGGACAAUCUAAUGACGUUGACUCCCAACCUAGGGCGUAUUUCAACGCUUUUAGGGCAAUGGAGAAGCCCGUGGAAGUUCGAUUCGCUGAUGGUCGAACCGGUACGAAACAACGGUCAUGCGCGCGGGAGAACUUGGAUACUGACGACGGCACAGAGCCUAUCCCAGAUAUUACCAACCAACUUGCGCCAUCGAAGUGGAGUGAUGCAGCCACGUACUUCUUCUUCUCCCUUGGAGGUCUAUUCCUGGGCGGCGAAGCGGGUUUCUUGAGCGGCACCGCGUCCGCGUCGCGAACCAUCACUAAGGAUCCCGAAGCCAAGGAGCGGAUAGAGAAGGCAUUCAAAAACUAUCGCAUUGACGCGAUGAAGCAAGAGAUCCAGCAGCUCGAAGGAAAGAGCAAGUUCGAACAACUGUUCAGCUCAUAA
Messenger RNA from Didymosphaeria variabile, 720 nucleotides. RefSeq lists its product as uncharacterized. The transcript is spliced from 2 exons. The coding region runs from base 1 to 720 and encodes 239 amino acids. Lineage: Eukaryota; Fungi; Ascomycota; Dothideomycetes; Pleosporales; Didymosphaeriaceae. The record is from RefSeq and is a predicted model, not a curated record.